GGUUUUCUCUCUCUUAAACGGGAAGUAAUCGUCUUAUAAACUCUCUCUCUCUCUGUACCUUCCCUCUAAAUUUGUAGACUCAAAUAUCUUUUCCUCUGAGACUCUCCUCAUUGUCUCUCUCUCCUCAACCGCCCUCUCUCUCUCUCUAGGCCUCGAAGGUCCGGCAAUGGUGGUUGUCUACAGUGAGCAUCUUAGUAUUGAGGCCACUAUCGUAUUCCGUACGUAGUCCGUACACAACCGGUAUUCAUAACUCGUAUAAAUGGCCACCCAUCCUCUCUCUCUCUCUCUAUCUCUUUCCCAUUUCGCCAUUGCCUUUGCAUGUUUCACCAAACCAAACCCAUCCAUCUCUCCUCUCUCUCUCUCUCUGCCUUGUUCAUGACAAUGCAAUCCAAUUCACCCCAUCUCACCAUUCUCUGCAACUCUAUCUAGCAUCAUCAACCCAUGCAUCACCAUACAUGCCAUACUGGUAAUGCUCCUUGGUCUUCUUGGUCUUGGUCUUGGUCUUCUUCCACUCUCUCUCUCUAGUCCAGAUACUCUGCUUAAUUCUCUCUCUAGAUACCCCAUCUGUUAGUUUCUGAACUUUGCCAUGAAACCCACAAGACAAGAAGAGAUGGAAUUCGAUAACCUCUUGGAUGAGAUCCCCCAUGCAACAUCGUCAUCAUCAUCAUCUCUCCAUCACCAUUUUCUCUAUACCCAUCAUCCUAAACACCAUCAUGGCAUGCCUGUCAAUGGUCCUGAUGAUAAUGAAAACUCUCGUGUGUCUAAGGAAGAUGGUUGCAGGGAUGGUUCGUCAUCCGUCCAUGACAUGAUGUACGAUGAGUUUUUCUUUCAUGGAUAUGGUGGAAUUAGGCACCAUCAACCCGUAUCCCCUGUUAAGAACACCUCAUUGAGGUCGUUUGGUUCGUCGUCGAGUUCUCUCACCUCUUUCUAUGGUGGAUUAUCAGGAGAUGGGUCCUGUGGUGAGAGCUCUCCUCCCCUGUAUGAAGAUGCUAGGUCCAGGAGUUUGGUGAGAAAUCUCAAUGGCUUCGUGAGAGGAGAGAGAGAGAACGGUGCCCAAAUUCAUAAACAGAGUGGUCUUGUAACUUAUGAUAGAGAAACUAAAUUUGGGAGAGAAAGUAAUGCACAGGCCCUUGAUCAGAAUGGGUUUCUAUCGGAUGAGAGAGAAACUAAUACCCCAAUUCAUCAGAAUGGGUUGCUCUUGCCAGUACAUGAUAAUUUAACAGAUGAACUCAUAUUAAACAACGCUUUCUCUCAAAUGUGUUUGAAUGAUGAGAAGCUGGAUGGAUCGAGGAGAGAGAGUAACCUUUAUUCUCACAGUUUCGAUCCAUCGAUUGAUGCCUACUCGACUGUGUUUAGUCCAAACAAUGGAAUUCCUUCUUCAAGUCCAUAUCCUAGACCUUUUGAUCUCAAUGGGUUCAGAUUGAACCAGAGGUCACAUUUGAGUAACAACCAUUGGGACCAAAUUUCACCUUUCUCAUACCCUCAAGGAACUGGUAAUGUGGUCAUGAAGAACUCUGUUCAAGUCCCUGAAUCGUUGGUGGAAAGUCCAGUGAGAUAUUCCAAUGGUUUUGAGGGGUUACAGUACCCAAUUCCACUUGGUCUUCCAGUUCAUGGAAAUGAUAUUAGGCCAGUUUUACCUCUUUUACAACAAAAGCAACUGCUGCAAAAUCAAAUGGGUGGUUUAAAUGGGUCCUAUGAUCAAUCUUCUCAGCUUUUUGAUGGGCCAUUAUCGUAUAGACCAGAGCUUCAUCAUCACUUGCCAUGGCAGCGAAAUGUGCAGCAACUUAAUACAGGUAUCAGUGAACAACAUAUCAUGUUGCAAGGCGCCCCAUCUUUGAUGGGUUCUCAAUUGUAUGGGGAGCCAUUUUUUGAUGGAAAAUUUAAUGGGAGAAAGGAAAUUCGAUGUCCUGUUUCACUCUCAGCCAUGGAAAGGCCUGUUAAAACCAAUGGGUUUCUCCAUAGCUAUGGAGAGUGGAGCCCAGGAAACCCAUGUAGUGUAUCAGGGCUUUCAUCACCAAUAACAAAUUCUGAUAUUCCAUUGCCUCUCUAUAAUUCUUUCAUGGUUAAUGGAAGAAGCAGCAAUGGCAGGUCUCCCAUUCACUUACAUCCUGAAAACAAUGGCUGGCUUUCUCCUCAAGCUCUAUCUCCCCUUCAAAAUGGUGAUUUAUUGCAAGAUAACCACUUAGUCUUAAAGGGAUGUUAUAAGAGAAACCAGUCCCCUGUAUUGAAUUCACCCCGUAAUGGUUCUGCUCCUCAUAGUAGCCAAGAAAGGGAAAACCAGAGGGUUAUCAGGGGUCACCUAAAUGAGAACCGCUCUUGUUCUUUAAGGUCUGAUACCUCUGAGCUAAUUGGCAGUCUUCCUUUGAGAUAUGCCGCUUCUACUAACACUGAAAUUGCUUCUCUCUCGAAGCUCAUUUGCCCUGCAAUUUUGCCCCCUAAAUAUGGAUCAGUGAGAGAAAUAGAAGGGCAGGUCUACUUAGUUGCCAGGGAUCAACAUGGGUGUCGGUUUUUGCAGCAAAAAUUUGAUGAGGGAAUUCCUCAAGAAAUGGAGUUGAUAUUUAAGGAGAUAAUUGAGCAUAUCCCUGAGCUUAUGGUUGAUCCUUUUGGCAACUAUCUUAUGCAAAAGCUUUUGGAAGUGUGCACUGAAGAGCAAAGAAUGCAAAUUAUCCAUGUGGUCACUGGGACUCCUGGCGAGCUCGUUGAGAUCUCGCUAAAUAUGCAUGGCACACGUGUCGUUCAGAAGUUGGUAGAGACUCUUAAAACUCCAUGCCAAAUUUCAAUGGUUGUCUCUGCUCUUGAACCGGGGAUCGUGACUCUAAUUAAAGACUUGAAUGGAAAUCAUGUCGUGCAGCGUUGCUUGGAAUGCCUCAGCAAUGAAGAUAACAAGUUCCUUUACGAUGCUACUAGGAAUAAUUGUGUUGAUAUUGCUACACAUCGCCAUGGAUGUUGUGUUAUACAACGUUGCGUGCAUCACUCAUCUGGGGCUCAUCGACAUAACUUAAUUGCAGAAAUAACUGCCAAGGGACUCAUUCUUUCUCAAGAUGCAUUUGGGAACUAUGUGAUUCAAUAUAUCUUAGAACAGGGGAUUCCAUGGGCCACUGCCGACAUAAUUUCUCAACUGGAAGGGCAUUAUGUAGAUCUCUCAAUGCAGAAAUUCAGUAGUAACGUAGUGGAGAAGUGUCUUAAGUUGUGUGGCGAAGAAACACGCUCGAGAAUUAUAUACGAGAUGGUUUCAAGUUCUCAUUUUGAAAAAUUGCUGCAAGAUCCCUAUGCAAACUAUGUUGUACAAUCUGCACUAACUGUGUCCAAGGGGUCAGUCCAUGCUGAACUGGUUGAAGUGAUUCGGCCCCAUGUAUCCAUUUUAAGGAGCAGCCCAUUUGGAAAGCGGAUUCUUUCGAGGACCAAUUUGAAAAAAUGAUACAUUUAGUUCGUUUUGAUGAAAAGCCAGAUUUUGUCUGUCCUCACAUGGCUGCUGUUUUGUUGUAUGAUCUAAUAGAUACCUCAAUUGUAUGUGUCUGAUUAUCCAAGUACAUAUGGGUUGGUUUCAUUGGUAUAGCAAGCCUGAGUUAUAGAGUGUAAAAAAAGAAAAAGAAAAAGAGAAAUUUUGCAUCCAGAUGCUCAAGCAAAUGGGAUUUAUGAAUAUCUUAUUAGGUUUUCAUUUCGGGUCCGGCUUUGCCGAAUCAUUGUAUAUUUUUACAGUAAAGGUUGUCGAGAAUGCGAAUGUAAUUUGAUCUGAACAUCUGUUUUUAUGUGAAGCAUAUAGGAAAUGUCAAAUCCAAGUUUCAAUUGUUCAA
Messenger RNA from Amborella trichopoda, 3794 nucleotides. RefSeq lists its product as uncharacterized. Gene Ontology annotation, biological process: post-transcriptional regulation of gene expression. The record is from RefSeq and is a predicted model, not a curated record. Gene Ontology annotation, cellular component: cytoplasm. Lineage: Eukaryota; Viridiplantae; Streptophyta; Magnoliopsida; Amborellales; Amborellaceae. Gene Ontology annotation, molecular function: mRNA binding.